UCUCUCUAUAUAUAGAAAAAUAUGAAGUCCAAAUUUUAUUCCUAUCAAAGUCUCAGUUUCUUUGCUUCUUUUUCUUUAAAUUCUUGAGGGGGUUAAGAAGGAAAUACAAAGACAUACACGUAUAACACAACCUUGAUCAGUGAUCACCCUUCUUUUUUCUUUGUUCAUGGCUGCUACUGGAUGUUCUUGGCUUGGUGUUUUAGUUGGUAUUUUUUGUGGUCUUUUGGGUAUUAUCUUCAAUCAUUUCUUGCCCAUGUUCUUGAAACGUGGUAGUGAUCAUGUUCCUAAAGGUUCUUUUGGGUGGCCAAUAUUAGGUGAAACACUUGGUUUUUUAAAGCCUCAUGCUUCUAAUUCUCUUGGAAAAUUUCUCCAAGAUCAUUGUUCUAGGUAUGGGAAAGUGUUCAAAUCCCAUUUAUUUUUCUCUCCAACAGUUGUGUCAUGUGAUCAAGAACUUAACUACUUCAUUCUUCAGAAUGAAGGGAAGUUAUUUCAGUGCAGUUAUCCAAAGCCUAUUCAUGGAAUUCUUGGCAAUGUUUCGAUGCUUGUUGCAGUGGGUGAUACUCAUAAAAGACUCAGAAAUGUUGCCCUUUCACUCGUCAACAUUACCAAAUCAAAACCAGAGUUUCUUAAUGACAUUGAAAGAACUACUAUUCAAAUACUUAACUCCUGGAAAGAUAAAAAACAAGUCAUGUUCUGUGAAGAGGCAAGAAAGUUCACUUUCAAUGUAAUAGUAAAGCAAGUGCUAGGCUUAACACCAGAAGAGCCAGAGACUACCAAAAUUCUUAAAGAUUUUCUCACAUUUAUGAAAGGGCUCAUAUCUCUGCCUCUCUAUAUUCCUGGAACUCCAUAUGCUAGAGCUGUUCAGGCUAGAAGCAGGAUAUCCUCUACUGUCAAAGCAAUUAUAGAGGAAAGAAGAAGAAAUGUUGAUUGUAGAUCAAAAAGGAGAAGUGAUUUCCUUGAGAUACUUCUAAGUGUUGAUACCUUAUCUGAAGAUGAAAAAGUUAGUUUUGUGUUGGAUUCUCUGUUGGGUGGAUAUGAAACCACCUCUCUCUUAAUGGCUAUGGUAGUUCAUUUUCUAGCUAACUCACCCACAGCAUUAGAUCAGCUAAAGCUGGAGCAUCAAAACAUAAGAAGCAUGAAGGAGAAAGAUGAGUAUUUGAACUGGGAAGAUUAUAAAAACAUGGAAUUUACUCAAAAUGUCAUCAGUGAAGCACUUAGAUAUGGGAACAUUGUAAAAUUUGUGCACCGAAAGGCUUUGCAAGAUGUCAAAUUUGGAGGUUACUUAAUUCCAUCAGGUUGGAAGGUCCUACCAGUUUUUACAGCAGUGCAUCUAGACUCAUCUCUGCAUGCAAGUGCUCUACAGUUUCAUCCAUGGAGAUGGGAGACACAAGAUCAAACAUGCAAGAAAUUUACACCUUUUGGUGGAGGUUCUAGAUGCUGCCCAGGAUCUGAACUUGCCAAGGUUGAGGUCGCAUUCUUUCUGUACCACCUUGUACAGAAUUUCAGAUGGAGAACAGAAGAUGUAGAGCAAGACCAACCCAUAGCAUAUCCAUAUGUAGAAUUUCAAAGAGGGCUGAUGCUACAUUUGGAAGAAUGUUCUAUUUUGAGCCCAGAGUGAUCCCCAUUAGGCUUUUUGUUUUGAGGAAUGGAGAAGUUGCAUGAUUUGGGUGAAGACUCAGGAGAAGGAUCUUCAGCUUGGUAUAUUACAUUGGGCUCGUAGCUCUCUUUCUAUUUUCCUUUUCCUCUUUCCCUCAUUACCAGUCUUUCUUUUUUUGUUAAAAGAAGAUUGGGUUAUUCCUUAAUCAUCUGUAAGGAACCUUCCUUUCCUGCCACUAAAUUUUCAAUGGAUUGUAAUAUGUUAAAUCCUGAAACCUCUGGUACAUAAGAAUCUUAAUCCGAUAUCUCUAUUGAUAUAUAUAAAUAUUUUUUUUGUCUAAA
Messenger RNA from Ricinus communis (castor bean), 1938 nucleotides. Its product is annotated as cytochrome P450 724B1. Lineage: Eukaryota; Viridiplantae; Streptophyta; Magnoliopsida; Malpighiales; Euphorbiaceae. Gene Ontology annotation, biological process: sterol metabolic process. The transcript has 9 exons. Gene Ontology annotation, molecular function: monooxygenase activity; iron ion binding; heme binding. The coding region runs from base 167 to 1618 and encodes 483 amino acids. The record is from RefSeq and is a predicted model, not a curated record.